UGAAAACUACCACAGCUCUUAUCUCCAGGGUUUUGAUUUAUAAUUGCCGGCUGAUGGAGAGAAUUGCAAAAACCCAGCUGAGCUGAACCAUUAACAGGGUAAAAUCAAGUCACACCUUUGAUAAUGCUUGACUCACUCCUCACAACUAAAUAUUGAACAACUAAUCGGUGAUAUGGAUUUUAAAUUUUGAUAUUACAGAGUGUGGGCAGUCUUUGUUCUUUGUUAGUCGGUGUUAAAUCAGGUAAAAUGUAAGAGUCUAAAAUCUUAAGCAUUACUUUGAAUUAUUCUGCUGAUUCAUCACUAUAUCAUUGGAGGAAUAUUAUUUUGCAACAUAUUUUAAGAGACCACUGACGUCCUAUCUCAGAAUCAUAGUGCUGUACAUCACUACAGGCCCUUCGACUCAACCUUUCAGAAUGAUUUUAAGGAAAAAUAGAAAAACACUAUACUUUGCUCUGAUGGCAUCAUUUUUUUUUCUGGUUUUCAAAUGGCAAAGUGGAAUAUCAGCAAAUGACAAAGAUAGUGAAUGGAAACACAUUGCUACAAUUCCUAAAGUUAGUAAUGAUGUGACUGAGACUACCCAAUGUUUACCAAAUAAAGCAUACAUCAACCAGACUGCAAAACUACCCAAGGUAUACCAGAACUUCUUGGAAUAUAAACACUGCAGGACUUUCCAAACUCUGGUGAAACCAAAGGUAUGCACUGAUGAAUUGUUCCUACUGUUAGCUAUUAAAUCUGAAGCUGCCAACAUUGACAGGCGAGUCACAAUUCGAAACACCUGGGGAAAAGCAGGAGUUAUACAUGGAGUUGAGAUCAAACUAGUGUUUCUUUUGGGCGAUUCCAAGAGGUUCCGAGGUCAGCCACUGCACCAAUUGUUGGCGUAUGAGAUCAAGCGGUUUGGUGAUAUCCUUCAAUGGGACUUUCAGGACAGCUUUUUCAACCUGACACUGAAGGAGAUUCACUUACACCGAUGGUUUGCUACAAACUGUCACUCAGCAAAGUUUGUUUUAAAGGGAGACGAUGACGUCUUUGUGAACACAUUGAACGUGUUGGAAUAUCUCAGGGGUUUUGAUCCAAACAAGGACCUUUUUGUAGGGCACAUUAUUUACAAUGCCAGACCAAAAAGGAAUAAUAAAAUUAAGUAUUUUAUCCCUGAAAUCAUGUAUAAACAGAAAACAUAUCCCGCCUACGCUGGAGGUGGGGGCUAUAUAAUGUCCAGGAAAACUGUAUUAGGUCUGCAUAAGGCAGCAGGCAAUAUUGACCUUUUCCCAAUUGAUGACGUGUUUGUUGGGAUGUGUUUGUUACAAUUGAGAAUAACUCCCAUCUCACAUAUGGGCUUUAAGACACUUGGUGUUCCUAAAGCAUUUGAAUUCCAUCCAUGUUUAUAUAAAGACCUCAUAGUGGUGCACAAACUGAAUCCAGCUGAAAUGUGGAUUAUGUGGAGUUUAGUGACCGACACAAAGUAUAAAUGCGCGAGGAUACAGGGAGAAGGGCACUAGUGAAUUUGAAC
Messenger RNA from Amblyraja radiata (thorny skate), 1507 nucleotides. Its product is annotated as N-acetyllactosaminide beta-1,3-N-acetylglucosaminyltransferase 4. The coding region runs from base 414 to 1496 and encodes 360 amino acids. The record is from RefSeq and is a predicted model, not a curated record. The transcript has 2 exons. NCBI's taxonomy places the organism in Eukaryota, Metazoa, Chordata, Chondrichthyes, Rajiformes, Rajidae. Gene Ontology annotation, molecular function: N-acetyllactosaminide beta-1,3-N-acetylglucosaminyltransferase activity. Gene Ontology annotation, cellular component: Golgi membrane. Gene Ontology annotation, biological process: poly-N-acetyllactosamine biosynthetic process; protein O-linked glycosylation.